AUGACGCGGGACUGCCGCGACGACUUUCCAAGGGAAACAAGGAGGCCUUUUUCUGGUCGGUCAACUUGCUCUACUUGUUCGUCAGAUUCUCUUCCUGUCUCUUCGUCGUCCCCCUCGUCCUCUGCUCCCCGUUCGCCUUUCUCUUCUUGCCAGUCUGCGUGCCUUCAUAACCGUGGAGUUGUCAGUGGCGCCACCGAAAAAAUCGGCCGAAAACACAUUUCCCGUGUCCUUUUCCCUCUCAUUGUAUUAUACGUGGUGUACGUGCACCUCAGCCCCGUUCCCGUCGCAGACAACAAAAAGGACAGAGGAGGGACAGACGAAAACCCCCCUGGUUUCUACGGGCGUCGGAACAGCAGACUGUCCAAUCGUUUUGCCGAACGCACACAGUUCGAACUGCAAAACGACAAUUCCAAUACGCAGCGAAAAAUCCGCCGUCAGGCUGAAACGAAAAAUGUCCCUUUGGUCCACUGGAAAGGUCACUCCAGCUGUACAGACACCUUAGAGUGGGGUGGCCGCGGGUACCUGCCGAAUUUCCUCUUUGCAGCUGCCAGCCCGCACAGUUCGUUUGUCGGAACAGGAGUUUCCCCUUUUUCUCCCACAAGGUCAACGCACAUUCGUACAAAACCUCCGUGGCCAGUCCACGCGAGAAGCAUGCAGGUGAAGAGGCGUCCUCACCUACUCGCUACGCUCCCUGUCUUGUCUCUCUUUCCCCCGUCACCAACUUCUUGUCGGUCGCCGUGCAGUGCACGCCACCUCGAUGGCAACAAGGCAAGCACGAACCUCCCCCCUUCGGGUUCAGCCUCCGUCGCUCAAAACGUAGCUUCAACUAGAAAGAGUUCUGCCCGAUCGCCACGCUCGUCCUCUUCAUCUUCGUUUCUUCUGUGUUCGCCUUCCUCCACCACUUGCUCCUUUUUCUCUGAAUCUCUCGGUCCUUCUUCCCGUUCAUCAAAGUGUUCUUCGGCUCCUUUGGAACGUUCCUCGUCUUGUUCGCGCUCUUCCUCUCCGAGUGCAUGUGUAGAAGAAACGGCGCAGAAGCCUCCGCUGCGGGUCAUUUUGAGAACAGCCACGGGAUGUCCAGAGCUGGACUUCUCGCUUCAUUUUGACCUUCCGUUUGACGCGACAGUUGAUGACCUCCGUCGCGCGCUGCAGCUCAGAUUACGUGAAGAAGAGAACCGAUUAAUCGCGACUCUGGCUAACCUCGAUCGCGUCCAACUCAGCGAGAGUGCCGAAAGUGGAAGCGAGAGACACGAGUUGAUCGGCACUUCGCGAAAUCCGCAAGAGAGUCACAGGCGCUCUUCCCCUUUGUGGUCGGCUCCUUCGUCUGCUUCUUCGUCUGUUUCCCCCCUCUCAGGUUCCUGCGGUCCGCCUCUCUCUCUCCUGCGUUUGCUGUAUGGGGGUGCCUGCGUGGAAGAUCCGACGGUGCGACUGUCGUCUUUACUGCCGACCAGUAGGAGCGAAGAAAGCAUCCGGCUGGGAGCGAGGGAAACGGAGGAAGCGCCGCAGCCUCUGGUGUUUCUUCUUGACCUCCCAGUCCCUCCUUUGGUGUUGCCCACAGACGCGACUUCUUCACAGAACGGGACACCUGUUGCUGUGGAGUCAUCUGGAUCAUCUUGUGUCGCCUCGCCUUCUCUCGCAUCGUCCUCUCUUUCUUCGCGCGAGGACCUCGCAGCCGCCCAGACAGGCGCGGUUCGUGAGAUCGUCGAUGUGGUUCUUCGGCUUCAGGAAGCACGUCUUUCUCUGGCAAAGAAGGUGCCAGGAUCGACAUCUCUUCCACGGUCCAGCGGUUCCUCUCCUGCCGCCGCCCUCUCUGAGGCGCUGUGGGGCGAACCCGGGCUCCCUCUGCAGAGCAGCGAAAACGUCCAAAGGCGAAUUGCAGAACUCAAACGGGCUGCCGCCUCGCGACGUCUUUCCCUCGAAACUGCAAGUCUCUCUUCGCUUUCGCCGUCUCCUCUUGCUUCUCCACCAUGCGCUCCUGCUGCUUCGUCUUCGUCUUCUUCGUCAUCCACUUGUGCAUGCCCUGCGAAACUGAUUGAGUUCCCUCGCUUGGCGCCGACGCUAGGACAGCGGUUAAAACAAGUGGGGCGUCUCACAUUCGACGUGGACUGGCCAUGGAUAGGCCGUGUGACGUGCGUCUCCUUCGUCCUGCAGUUCCUCCUAGGCAGCUUUGCGUCUGCGCGUUUCCGAGGCGGUCCUCUGGAAGGCCAUGUCGGAGCCGCAGGGGUCGGCGACGACAUCAGCGGGCGGUCUGACGCACCGGAAAAAAAGGGGAGUGCGACGGUUGCCGGAGGCGGAGGGGAAAAAGAGACAAGUAGCCACGUGAGGUGGGGAGGUUGGACCAGAGCCUGGGUGCAGUCUUUGGAAGAAAACGUUUUCAACAGAGACUCCACUUAUUGGCGAAGGCGAAUUCUACUCGGCGCAGCACCGGCUCUUAUCCUCUAUGGAUGGAGGCCUGUGCGGUUCUUCCGAAAGCUCGUGUGGCACGCGCUGCCCCGAGGCCGAUGGUGGACUGCGCUUAGUCCGCUUCUCACAGCCUCCCAGACCGCGAUGCUGGUCGUGAAUGAGGAGAAAGUUGUUCAAAUGCUGGCGGUUGAACAUGGAUCAGAACCCAACUUCGACUGCGCCGCUUCCGAUUAUGACACUUCUUCCGCCGGAAUGUCGAAGAAAAAAGUGUAA
Molecule: messenger RNA, 2673 nt
Organism: Neospora caninum
Lineage: Eukaryota; Apicomplexa; Conoidasida; Eucoccidiorida; Sarcocystidae
Exons: 2
Coding region: 1-2673 (890 amino acids)
Source: RefSeq, a predicted model, not a curated record